UCACGGUGGAGUUGACUUGAAAAUCCUGACGCUGAACUUGGAGGGUGUCGUUUCAAGCUGUUUCAAGUAAAUAACGAUGGUGGACGCAAAUACCAAGAAAGAGCUAAGUGCGAUUCCUCUCCUUAAAACAAAAGCAGGCCCAAGGGAUAAAGACCUUUGGGUAACCCGUCUAAAGGAAGAGUAUCAAGCACUUAUCAAGUAUGUACAGAAUAAUAAGGAGCAAGAUAAUGACUGGUUUAGGCUAGAAUCCAACAAAGAAGGAACCAGGUGGUUCGGGAAGUGCUGGUUCGUCCAUGAGCUCUUGAAGUAUGAAUUUGAGGUCGAGUUUGAUAUACCUGUGACGUACCCGGCGACUUCGCCGGAGAUCGCACUACCGGAGCUGGACGGAAAGACGGCCAAAAUGUACCGAGGCGGGAAAAUCUGCCUCAGCGAUCACUUCAAGCCCCUGUGGGGCAGAAACGUGCCCAAGUUUGGCAUCGCCCACGCCAUGGCACUCGGACUGGGGCCGUGGCUGGCGGUGGAGAUUCCAGAGAUGAUCCAGAGGGGCGUGGUCAAGUACAAGGAGAAGACGGACGGAGCCGCCGCCUCGUGAUCAGCCAGAGCCUUCCAACUCACCGGGACGGGACUAUAUUCUUGUGUUGACGGGCCAACCUGUGCAUUUUGUUUUCCUUAUUCAGAAUAUAUUUUAUGCCUAA
Molecule: messenger RNA, 695 nt
Organism: Amphibalanus amphitrite
Lineage: Eukaryota; Metazoa; Arthropoda; Thecostraca; Balanomorpha; Balanidae
Product: ubiquitin-fold modifier-conjugating enzyme 1
Exons: 5
Coding region: 77-592 (171 amino acids)
Biological process (GO): protein K69-linked ufmylation
Cellular component (GO): cytoplasm
Molecular function (GO): UFM1 conjugating enzyme activity
Source: RefSeq, a predicted model, not a curated record